AACUAAACCCAAGAAAAAGCAAAACCAUUUUCUCUCUCCUCCCUGUUCAAAAUCAUCAUCAUCUUCUUCGAUAAAGUAAAGAAAAACACUAAGGAGAGGGAAAGUUCUAGAGAGAGAAACUGAUAAAGUACUACUCGUAUAAUAGAAGGAAUCUUUUCUAGGGUUUGGAAUUUUUCAAUGGCGAGUCCCCGGAUUCCGGCGACUCCUUCGCCGGUGAAUUUGAGGGCGAUUACUAUUACGCCGGGAUCGAGGAUUCUAGAUGUUUCUUCUCCGACGACUAAUGGCCGGAUUUCGGCUUUUUCCGAUGAAGGGAUCUGGAAGCGUCUUAGUGAUUCUGGCUUUGAUGAAGAUUCUAUUCGUCGUCGUGAUAAAGCUGCUCUUAUCGCUUAUAUAGCCAAACUUGAAGCUGAGGUUUAUGAGCUUCAACACAACAUGGGCCUUCUUAUUUUGGAAAAGAAGGAUUAUGCUUCUAAGCAUGACGAAGUUAGAUUAUCUGCGGAUUCAGCUGAAGUAAAUCAUAUGCGCAAUCAAGCUGCAUUAUCAUCGGCUUUAGCUGAAGCAAAGAAGCGAGAAGAUAACCUCAAGAAGGCCUUGGGAGUGGAAAAGGAAUGCGUUGCAAAUAUUGAAAAAGCCUUGCAUGAAAUGCGCACUGAAUGUGCUGAAGUGAAGGUUGCAGCAGAGUGUAAAACUGCUGAAGCUCACAGUAUGUAUGAAGAUGCUCAGAGAAAGUAUGCUGAGGCUGAGGCAAAGCUGCACUCUGCCGAAUCUUUGCGAGAUGAAGCAAGGCGUAGUGAACGAGCUGCAGGAAGAAAACUUCAGGAGGUUGAAUCUCGUGAAGAUGAUCUUCGCCGUAGAAUGGCAGCUUUUAAAUCCGAUUGUGAUGCCAAGGAGAAAGAAAUUGUGCAUGAAAGGCAAUCACUGGUGGAGAGGCAGAAAGUUUUGAGUGAAUCACAGAAUAAGCUGCUUGAUGGUCAAGCUUUGCUAAAUCAGAGGGAAGCUGAUAUCCUUGGUAGGUCUCAAGCGCUGAGAAGGAUUGAGAAAGAGCUGGAGGAUCAGAAAGAGAAUAUUGCUGCCGAAUGGAAGAAAUUAAUGGAGCAGAAGUCUAAUUUGGAGCUAAAUGCAGUUUCCCUUUCUGAACGAGAGAAGGCUGUCAUUGAAAAGGAGGUGUUUUUAAACAAGAAAGAGCAAGAUAUGCUUAUUUCACAAGAAAACCUUGCAAGCAAGGAACAGAUUGAAGUCCAAAAACUCAUUGCUAAACAGGAGAAUGAUUUGAGACGAAGAAAGGAGGAAUUUGAAGCAGAGUUUGUGGUGAAACAGAAACUGGCUGAAGAAGAUAUUGAGACAAAAAGGAGGGCCUGGGAGUUGCGCGAGUUGGAUCUUAAGCAGCGGGAGGAUAUUGUUUUAGAGAAGGAGCAAGAUUUGGAGGUGCAAGCUAGGGUGAUAGCUGAUAAGGGUAAAGAUUUAACGGAGAAGAUAAGAGCUCUGGAAGAGAAGGAGAACAUUCUUCACAAGUCUGAGAAUGAGGUUGAGGUAAUGAAAAAUACUUUACUAAAAGAGAGGGAAGAGAUUGAUAAUGCAAAGAUUGACCUAGAGAAGUCUUUGCUUGAUUUAGAAGAGAAGAAAAAUCAUAUAGCUGAGGCGGAAAAAAGGUUGGAUCUCAUGAAGAGCGAAUCAAGUGAGCUUCUCAUUUUAGAAACAAAACUGAAAGAGGAGAUAGAUUCAAUCAGAGCUCAGAAUUUGCAACUUGAGGCUGAAGCUGAGAGAUUAAAAGUCGAGAAGGCAAAAUUCGAGACGGAGUGGGAGGUUAUUGAUGAAAAGAGGGAGGAGCUGCGAAAGGAAGAAGAACGCAUAGCUGGGGAGAGACUGGUGAUCUCCAAGUUUCUCAAAGAUGAACGCGAUAGCCUAAAUUUGGAGAAAGAGGCUUUGCGUGAGCAAUACAAACGGGAUUUAGAAUCACUUUCUCUUGAUCGAGAAGCAUUCCGGAGCGAGAGUCAACAAGAACGUUCUGAGUGGUUCACCAAAUUUCAGCAAGAACGUGCAGAUUUCUUGCUGGAGGUUGAAUGUCGGAAGAGAGAGUUGGAGGAUUGUAUCAAUAAAAGGCGUGGAGAUAUUGAAAGCUACUUAAAAGAGAAGGAGAAGGCCUUUGAAGAAGAAAAAAAGAGAGAACUUCAAUAUAUUAGUUCUCUGAAGGAAGAUCUGAUUAUGGAACAAGAACGUGUUGCUUUGGCAUUGAAGAAGCUUGAAGCUGAAAAGUUAGAUAUCAGAUUGGACCGUGAGCAGAGAGACAAGGCAUGGGUAGAGCUACAGAGUCUGAUUGAAGAGCUUCAGAUGCAACGACUUAAACUAAAGGAGCAGAGGGAAUUACUGCAUGCUGAUAGGGAAGAGAUAUAUUCUCAGAUGGAACAACUUAAGAAGCUAGAGGAUGUGAAAGUCGAUGGUGAUAGAUUUGUAGUGUCUCCCAGAAAGCAAAUCUGUGCAGAGUCAACCCCUGAAGUACGCUCAUGCAUUCCUUCUAUGGAGCCAACUCAGAAAGUCACAGCUGUGGAAGAUGGGCAAGAUACUGGGAGUGAUUCACCACCUAGCUCUACCGUUUCCUGGUUGAAAAAAUGUGCUACGUUGAUAUUCAAACCUUUACCUGAGAAAGUUCCAUUGAAGCACAUGGAAUCAUCUUUGAACAUGGAGUGUGAGGAAAGAAACUCAGGAUUUUCGGAAAAAGAAUUAAUGAGUACUCAUGACAAAUCAAAACUGGGAGUGCCUAGAGAAAGUGCAGACCAGACUCCUGGAACUGCUUCAGAAGAGCCGAAAGUGAUUCAUGAAGUUCCUUCUGUGGAUGAAGGUUUAACAGAUCUGGAAGCAACAAAAGAUGUGCAUGAAAGCUCUGCCCCUCCUGCAGCAAGUGCUGGGCGAAAAAGAAGAGUUGAUGACUCUGUUCCUGGAAAUGAUGCUGUGCUUUUGAAUGAUGAGAAAGCUAACAAGAGGAGGCGGCAGCAUCUUUCUGAUGCUCCUGACAGUAAUCCUCAUUGUUCGUCGACACAAUGUACAAGUAAAGAGAAUGAAGUUGAUGAAGGUGAAAACGAUUCUGAAGUCUCCCCAGAAAUGACUGAAUCUGGCAAAUCUUAUCAUCAGGCCAAGCAAAUUGACUGUGAUAAAUCUGUACUGGUAGAAAAUGAAGCAUUCAGGUGUGUCAUUCAGAAGCAAACUGUGAUACAGGAAGUGCUCAUAAUGGAGGAUGUUGGAGAGGCAAAGAAAGUUCAUGAGGAGGAAGAUGCUACUGAGAUAACAGAGCUUGAGGAGGAGGAUCCUUCAAACGCCAAAUUAAAUAGCUCAGAAAUUGUUCCGGAGAGAAGAACACGGUCAAAGUCCAAGCAGAAAUCAUAAACAGUUGGUUCUAUCAACUGCUCUUGUGGUUAUGCUCAAGUCUUCUGUGUUCUGGAUGUUGGCAUUUACAUGCACAGUUUUAAUUUGGAGCAUGCUCAAUCUAAGGGGUUGGGUGAGCUCUUUUGACCUAGUUCUCCAGUAAUCUCACUUGUGAGUUGUGACAUAUACAUGUAAAUGACUUAGAUAAUAGUGUGAUUCAGGGUGUAUUUAGUAGAUUCUUGAUAUGAUGUCUCAUAAAGAGUGUUGGGACUCGUGUUACCAUAUGAUUGGCAGUGUUGUUCUACCAAUUGAUUAGCAGCGUUUUUGCUGGUGUAGUGGUGUGUAACAGGGAGCACUUUUUUGCUGCCCUGCGGCUAUGUUAGCUUCAGAGUAUAUUAAUGGUUUUGGAUUGGUUCAUAACUAACGGAUCAUCUUGAAUGUAUACUGAAUGGUAAUUUCAAUCAAAUUCUUGAGAUUUUAUGGCAUCUUUAAUUCUUUGAUGUCAUUGGUUCA
Molecule: messenger RNA, 3870 nt
Organism: Chenopodium quinoa (quinoa)
Lineage: Eukaryota; Viridiplantae; Streptophyta; Magnoliopsida; Caryophyllales; Amaranthaceae
Product: protein CROWDED NUCLEI 4-like
Exons: 9
Coding region: 178-3378 (1066 amino acids)
Biological process (GO): nucleus organization
Cellular component (GO): nucleus
Source: RefSeq, a predicted model, not a curated record